AUGCUAACAAAUCGUCGAUCUUUGUCCGCUCAUCGACAACCGAACGGUAAAAAACGUGUGGACAUCGUGUAUCGAUCUAAAUGGAUCACAAAUAACUUCGUUGUUGGAGAUCCCAUUGGAGCAGGAUCGUUCGGAAAGGUGUGGACGGUUGAAUGUCGUAAAAAACCGUCCCAACUGUACGCUUUGAAAGUUCCAGCUCCUGGAUUCAAUCCAAAGCACAUUGCUAUGGAGCUGAAGGUUAUGCGGGCAAUAUCAGGUGGGCCUAAUGUCGUUGAGUUUAUUGCUGCCUACAGGGAACUAGAUAGGGUCUUCGUUGUGAUGAAUCUCUUCCCACAUGACGACAUUUUUAGUCUUAUUCACAAAAUGUCCAUAGAAGAGACUUUACAAUACAUGCAGAAUCUAUUCAUAGCCCUGCAUCACAUACAUCGUUAUCGAGUCAUUCACAGAGAUAUUAAGCCAGCAAAUUUUUUGUAUAAUCGAGCAGAACGUCGGUACCUGCUUGUUGAUUUUGGUCUUUCUCACUUCAUGUCUCCAAGUCAGAAGCAUAAGUCGUCAACUGAAACAUCGCCUUUGUUGAAAGAAAACGUUAGCAACAGCUCCAUCGCCCCACCUCCAGCAAAGCGCUUUAAACGGUUGAGCGAAGACGUUCUGACACCAAAUCGACCAACUCUGAUCAGACACCCAAAAUGUGGUUGCACAACGUUUGCUGCUGUUUGUGAUACGUGCAGGGAACUGCCGAUCAGACAUAUGAACAAGGCAGGAACUCCCGGUUAUCGAGCGCCUGAAGUUUUGCUGCGCUUCGAGGAACAGACUACAGCAAUUGAUGUGUUUGCUGCCGGUGUAACUAUGCUGUCUUUCCUUUUGAAAAAACAUCCUGUAUUCCGACCAGCCAAUGAUGUGGAAGCUCUUACGCAGAUGGCGACGUUUCUGGGUAGCACGUCCUUAGUACAGGCAGCAGCUGAAGGUGGUAUCACUUUUGUCUGUGAACCGCCGCUGUCAGGCAUGGAUUUGGUAAAACUAGUCAAUAAUUUCCCCAAAGGUAUUCAAGAGACAGAAGGUUGUAAGCGUGGGUGUCGAUCAUGUAUGGCUCUUAUAUAUCAGAAUAACCCCGGAUUCUGUUUUUGCAAGUACACCGAGCAAGACUCUAUAAACAAGUUAUCGGGAAUGGAACGAGUUGCAUUUGAAGUCCUUACCCACUGUUUGGAUCCUAGUCCGUCACGACGGUAUACCGCUCGUAUGCUCGCUGAUUUAAUAGACGCGCCAUUGAGGAAUCUAGACAGCUAG
Molecule: messenger RNA, 1284 nt
Organism: Necator americanus (New World hookworm)
Lineage: Eukaryota; Metazoa; Nematoda; Chromadorea; Rhabditida; Ancylostomatidae
Exons: 11
Coding region: 1-1284 (427 amino acids)
Biological process (GO): mitotic DNA damage checkpoint signaling; protein phosphorylation
Cellular component (GO): nucleus
Molecular function (GO): ATP binding; protein serine/threonine kinase activity
Source: RefSeq, a predicted model, not a curated record